Molecule: messenger RNA, 2365 nt
Organism: Danio aesculapii
Lineage: Eukaryota; Metazoa; Chordata; Actinopteri; Cypriniformes; Danionidae
Gene: tfeb
Product: transcription factor EB
Exons: 10
Coding region: 374-1861 (495 amino acids)
Biological process (GO): humoral immune response; positive regulation of DNA-templated transcription; regulation of transcription by RNA polymerase II
Cellular component (GO): nucleus
Molecular function (GO): DNA-binding transcription factor activity, RNA polymerase II-specific; RNA polymerase II cis-regulatory region sequence-specific DNA binding; protein dimerization activity
Source: RefSeq, a predicted model, not a curated record
UCACAUCGCAGCGAGAAAACAAAUCGCACAUCACACAGGGGAGUGAGUGAGAGUUCUGCUCAAAUUAUCGAGAAGUUGUAAACUCGGCUCUUUCGCAGUUUCGCUUCCAUACGAAUGUAGAGGGAACUGAUACCAGCUUGACUUAAAAAUCUGCACAACUGCCGCUCCUGCACCAAAACUACGUCCCAACUUUGUACUUUCUGACCUUCAGCGGUUUUUCAGCCCACUCAUAAGCAGGCACCCAGUCAUGUAGAGAGCAGCGCGUGGAGGACACCCAGAUCACUUUCAGCAAUUUUCAACACAAAGAGACACCCCACCACUUUUCGGGCUGGACUGCGCGGCGACAGCAGCCCGCCCCCCGCGUCCCCCAGCCAUGUCGUCACGCAUCGGCCUGCGCCUGCAGCUCAUGCGGGACCAAAUGCAGCAGGAGGAGCAGCGGGAGCGGCAGCAACAACAAGCAGCAUCAAUGCAUUACAUGCAGCAUCGCAUGCCAGGCCCACCUGCGCCCACGCCAGCCAUCAGUGCACCAACACACUUCCAGGCCCCCAUGCAGGUUCCUGUUGAAGUGCUAAAGGUGCAGACCCAUCUUGAGAACCCCACAGACUACCACAUCCGACAGUCUCAGCGGCAGCAGCUCAAGGAAUACCUGUCCACCACAUACGCCACCAAACAAGCUGUACAUGCCGUCACGAGCUUGGUUCAGCCCUCUCCACCCCCCAUGGUCCAGGCUCAAAGCGGAAGCGCCCCACCGAACAUGCACUCUCCAUGCAUGCGCACCGAGCAGCUCAUGAACUCUGCUGGAAACAGUGCGCCCAACAGUCCCAUGGCCAUGCUCAACAUCGGCUCCAGCCACGAGAACGAGAUGGAUGAGGUAAUUGAUGACAUCAUCAGCCUACAGUCCAGUUAUGAUGACAUCCAGGCUUACAUUGACCCUGUGGUCCAGAUGCCAAACACACUCCCAUUGUCAAGCAGUCAUUUGGAUGUGUACACGGGGCCCGGUAUGUCUGGAUCCGCAAUAGCCAUGACCAGCAACUCCUGCCCUGCAAAUCUGGCCAUCAAGAGAGAGUUGUCAGAUGUAGAAGCUCGUGCAAUGGCUAAAGAAAGACAGAAGAAAGACAACCACAACCUGAUUGAAAGGAGGAGAAGGUUUAACAUCAAUGAUCGAAUUAAGGAGCUGGGCACCAUGAUCCCCAAAACCAAUGACCUGGAUGUUCGCUGGAAUAAAGGCACUAUUCUGAGGGCCUCCGUGGAUUAUAUUAAACGAAUGCAGAAGGACGUCCAGAGAACCAGAGAGGUGGAGAACAACUUCAGGAGGAUGGAGAUGGCCAACAAACAGCUGUGGCUCCGCAUUCAGGAGCUAGAAAGACAAGCCCAAAUCCACGGCCUCCCCAGCAACUCCCCGUCUGGCCUGACCAACACUGACCACCAAAACCCCUUUAUCAAGCAAGAAAGCAGCCCUGAGGAGAACCACCUCCAGCACCAGACCCAUCUGCCUCCUCACUACCCCCAGCACCACCCCCAGCCUCAACCUCACCCUCAGCUCCACCAGCACCAGCACCUCCACCCUCAGCCCCAGCUGCAGUACCCAGCCGUGGGCAGCUCUCAGCACUUUGACUUUGCCCAGUCUCUGGACUUGUGCGAUGGAGGCAUCCCGGGAUACCAAGAUGGCCUGGGGGAUCUGGGGUCUCUAGGUGGAGGCCUCGCGCCGAUGGGAAAGAAGAGCGAGCUGGGCUUCUUGCUGAUGGAGGAGGCUCUGUCGCCGCUGGGUGGAGACCCACUGCUGUCCGCCAUGUCGCCUGAAGCGUCUGUGGACAGCAGCCGGCGUAGCAGCUUUAGCAUUGAGGACUCAGAUAUACUGUGAAUUGGACAUGCAUUUAAUGCACACACACACACACACACACACACACACUGAUACUGCAAUUAGUUUGGCAUAUUGGGGAAAGCCAUGAUAAUGAUUUAUUAGGAAGUUAGAAAUGUUGGUAACACUGUGUUUAUAAUGCAUUAUAAGGGUAUUCUGAAUGUAUUAAAUGCAUACUUAAUGCUUUAUAAACAAUGCAUUGUAUAAUCUGAUGGAUAAUCGUAACUUUUAGUUUAAUUGUUACAAUAAUUGUAGCAUUUUAUAUAUUUUUAUUAAUAUCUUGAGAUAUUAAGAUGUAAACAGUAUCGUACCGUAUUUUACAGUAUUUUACUGCUUAAAGUGACACAAAAGUUGUCUUUUAAUCAUAAAAAUUGUAUAACGUGCUCAUGAUAUGGGCACAAUUGAUUGCUUAUUAGCUGUUUAUUAGUACUUAUUUGACAGUUUUACACUUAAUAUGUAUUAGUGGUCUGGUCUGCUUUAAAUAAAGUAAGGAAAGUUGUUGUUUUA